AUGGCAGACCUGAAAGAGUUUGACGUCUUGCGCGUCGGGCGAAGUGAUGGCGCAGAUACAGGCCCCGGAUACUGGCCAGUUACGGCGUCAGCGCCGAAGAAGCUUGCCAAGGAGGCCACGGACAAAGCACCCAGAACCAAGCCACAAAUGAUACGGCUCGCUGAAGACGAUCCUCGCUAUGUCGAAUGGAAAGUCAAACUGGGAAUUAUUCUAAAGAUGGAGCUGUCACCCAAUCCUGAUGAAGGAAAUGCAUGGUUCGUAGAAUUCCCUCGCGGAUACUGGCCAUAUGAAAAAUCAAAGCAUAUUUGGGUGUCAGGAUACCCAGUCAAAUCGAAGUUGUUCAAGACCCCACAAGAGUUCGCAGCGCAUCUGAUAUGGCUCCUCUCGUCGUCGAAGGAAUACAAAGACUGCUGCUGUGUUCACUGCAAUUCACCCAACAUGGCAAAGCUUGCCGCAUCAAUGGACGAGAUAACCAGCAAUACACCGACGCUCCCGCCAGCAAAACCAGAAAAGAUUCUACCAAGGGUGACUCCAGUGCCAUUACCAACCAUUCCCGGACAGCCACCGCUGAGGCAACCAGAACCAUUGCCAAAGGCGCAGCCCGUGCAAGCCAAGCCAGACGCGAAGGUUGCAGCUCAAACGCAACCCCUGGCAGUAGCACAACAAGAACAACUUAACCAGCAACAGCAACAGCAGGCACGACACGCGCAGCUGGCAAGCCAACAUCAAGCACAGCAGCAACGCAACAUGGGAUGGUCGCUACAGUCACCCAUUUUAUUCCGAGUCGGAGAGCAGGUGUGGUUUCAAAAUGGCAAUACAUGGCGCCUGGGCAUAAUCGCAGCACAAAAUCCCCAGCAGCCUGGAGUUCACGAAUUGAUGCCACUGGGCAGCAGCCUAAUCCCGCAGAAAAAUGUUGGCAAGCAAGACAGGGAUAUGCGGCCCUUCCAGGCUUUUAGCGUCCCCCCCGUGGCGAUCGAGGAGCUGAAAGACAAGAUAUUUGACGAGAUACCGUGGCCCGAUAAGUUUCGCGAGUAUGGAGCAGAUCCCUCUAAGCGAGAUUUGCUUUUGCUUGACGCAUCAAAGAUGGCUGCAUCCAAAGUUGACUGGUCCAACUCGUUGUGGUCAGCCAUGUCGGAGGAUGUACAAGCCAGGACGACCACGUAUUACGGAUGUUUCCUGGGUGCGGAACGCAUCGAGGUCGGCGACUGUUUGAGAGUACGAAAUCUGCCCGUCGAGCUCAGCAUCGCGUCCGAGGACCUGGUCGUGAUGGGUCUACGAUUCAUCUACACGUCCGGCGACUUUCCUGGAGCCGUCUUCUUCCGCGGCACUCUCUACCAGCGUGCAGACCCGGGGGCCGACCCCGCGACGAUCGUUCCCAUGGAGCAGUUGCCCUUUGCCCUGCGCGACGAGUCACACUGGAGGAGCCAGGUGCAGCCGGCCGCCUUUCACGGCUGGGUCGUCGUGGGCGACGGCGUCAGGCUCAAGGAGAAGUCGGUCCGUGGCCGCUUUUACCCGACACACCGGAUCAUGCCCAUUCUCAACCCGUCCGUCUUUGAAGCUGCGGUGGCGCGUCGACAGAUUGAGGACCAGCACCCGUACCUGAACAGCCGAAUGGACGGCGUGGGACGCUACCUGGGCCGCCAAGUCAACAGACUAGAAACACUCGGAGCGAGCGUGCCUGCAGGUUCCAGAUUGAACCUGGAGCCUUUUGUGCGAGAGGAGAUGAGACGAGCAUGA
Molecule: messenger RNA, 1737 nt
Organism: Akanthomyces muscarius
Lineage: Eukaryota; Fungi; Ascomycota; Sordariomycetes; Hypocreales; Cordycipitaceae
Exons: 2
Coding region: 1-1737 (578 amino acids)
Biological process (GO): silent mating-type cassette heterochromatin formation
Cellular component (GO): rDNA heterochromatin; SHREC complex
Source: RefSeq, a predicted model, not a curated record